[Torrubiella] hemipterigena is the source of this 2602-nucleotide messenger RNA. The record is from the annotation of a GenBank genome assembly. Lineage: Eukaryota; Fungi; Ascomycota; Sordariomycetes; Hypocreales; Clavicipitaceae.
CCAAAUAGUUGUAAUUUAUUCACAAUCUCAGAGUACCCCAGAUUAUCUCAUCAAUGUCGAUUAGCGUCCUUUGAGUAUCCUGAACGCCAAACGGAUAACUAUGGAUCUCCGACCCGCCUGUCCAGCGAGCCGUGAUGGCUUCGAGAUUGCUAUUAUCUGUGCCCUCCCCCUCGAAGCCGAUGCCGUCGAAGCCCUUUUCGACCAUUUUUGGGAUGACGACGGCAUUCUAUUCGACAAAGCUGCUGUUGAUCCUAAUACCUAUUCCACUGGCACCAUCGGCCGCCACAACGUUGUGCUUGCAUGCUUACCAGGCAUGGGAAAAGUGAAUGCUGCGAUGGUAGCUAAUAACUGCCGCGUAAGCUUCCCUAACAUUAAGCUUGGCCUAGUGGUAGGCAUCGCUGGAGUUGUGCCAUUUGGCCCAGACGGCCAGGAGAUUAUUCUCGGCGAUGUGAUCAUUAGCGAUGCGAUUAUCCAAUAUGACUUUGGUCGACAGUUACCAGAGCGGUUUGCGCGCAAAGAUACGCUUUUAGAUUCACUUGGGCGGCCGAAUACGGAGAUACGAACGUUUCUAGCCAGUCUGAAAAGACUUCGACGCCUCAAAUCUUUAGGCAGUGAUAUAGCCGAGCAUCUUGCUACACUUCGAAAAGAAUCUCAACUUGCCGCUACCUAUCCCGGCGUUGAGCAUGACAAACUUUUUGAACCAAGAUAUCGCCAUCUUGGGGAUAAAGACACAUGUGACAAGGCGGGCUGUAAUGGCAAGCUAGUUCCGCGCCACCGUCUACAGGCAAGCCCUGACUUAUCGCCGACCCCGGCUAUCCAUUUUGGUUUGAUCGCAUGUGGUGACACGGUUAUGAAGUCGGGGGAGGAUCGCGAUGUAGUGGCGGUUGCUGAAAGUGUGAUCGCAUUUGAGAUGGAGGGAACAGGCGUGUGGGAUGUGCUGCCGUGUGUUGUAAUCAAAGGCGGCUGUGACUAUGCGGAUAGCCACAAGAAUAAGAAGUGGCAGCGAUAUGCAGCAGCAACAGCGGCGGCAUGUAUGAAGGCAUUUUUGAAGACGUGGGUGCCAUCGGCAACAAAGCAGCCAUCAACCGAAACUAGCUGCCCGAUUGCAAAGCCCCGUACCUUCUUCGUGCCGUUCGCGAAUAAUGAAGACUUUGUUGGCCGUGACGAUAGCAUCCGACUCCUCAUGGACCUGACAUUGGCCGAGACAAAUACAAAACAACGCAUGGCAUUGUUUGGGAUGGGUGGUGUGGGAAAAACGCAAAUCUUGCUCAAGAUUACCUACCUGAUGAAGGAUCAAGAUCCGGAGCGAAAUAUCUUCUGGCUACCUGCGCACAGCAUGGUGGGCUUUGAGCAGGCAUGCGCAGGGUGUGUUGAGAAAUUAAAGCUUGCCAGACCCGACAACGACGACCCUAAAGAAGUCCUUCGUCGAUACUUGAGCAGCGACGAUGCUGGCCAAUGGCUUCUCAUUUUGGACAAUGCAGACGAUGAAGAUAUUCUGCAGGGAUAUGACGAUACGACAGGCAUAUACGCAUACUUACCGCGCAGCCUGCAUGGCCAAAUUUUAAUUACAACGCGGUCGCGGAAAAUUGCGGUUGACUUCGCAAAGAAAAACAUCAUUCAAAUCACAGAGAUGGAACACAAUGACGCAAAGAACUUGAUGCUUUCGUCAUUGUUAUGCGAAGAUUAUAUCCAAAAUAAGGACGACCUGCACGAGCUGCUUGGACUGUUGACGAAUUUGCCAUUGGCAAUCACACAAGCCGCAGCUUAUAUGAACAUGCUUGACAUAUCUGUUGAAGAGUACCUCGUACUAUCUCGUCAAGAAAUGAUGGAUUUGAUGCGCAACCGGCAUGAAGACGAUAACUUUCACGACGAGAGUCAAUACGCGGUCGCCACGACGUGGCUUAUUUCCUUUAAGCAACUGGAGAAGCAGAGUUCCGCUGCGACACGACUGCUUCGUUUCAUGAUAUGGAUACAACCGCAGGCAAUUCCUAUGUCAAUAUUGCCUGAUGUAGGAUCUGAAGGAAAUCUCAUCAAGGCAAUUGGGCUGCUCAAGAGUUAUGGGUUUGUUAGAGCCAGACCAGAACGCGGGAUGUUUGACAUCCAUAGCCUAGUGCAUAUGGUUAUGCGGUCAUGGACAGUUGAGCAAGGUAUUGAUGCCGAAAUAAAGACGGAUGCAAUAAAUCAUCUGAGUGGCAUUUUUCAAUCUGAUGACUGGGAUGUUCGGGAAACCUGGCGAGCUCAACUGCCUCAUAUACUUCAUAUAUUAAAUAAUUUUCGGGAAACAGAUCCUUCCACGGUGUUAGAGUUAGGCUACUGGGCGGGAAGAUGUUUAUAUAAAGAUGGCCAGAUCAAAGAAGCGGCUACAUUACUAGAGCAUGUUGUCAAGAUUCGAGAGACAACGCUGGCCGAAGACCAUCCCUCACGACUAGCAUCGCAACAUGAACUUGCAAGAGCAUACAAGAGUAAUGGCCAGAUCAAAGAAGCGGUGGCAUUACUAGAGCAUGUUGUCAAGAUUCAAGAGAUAACGCUAGCCGAAGACCAUCCUAAUCGUAUUCGCUCAGAGACGCAUCUCUUAGACGUUCUUGAACAAGUUUAUUCCUAA